Messenger RNA from Dufourea novaeangliae, 2507 nucleotides. It is a transcript of the gene TBC1D23, whose product is annotated as TBC1 domain family member 23. The coding region runs from base 38 to 2038 and encodes 666 amino acids. The transcript has 9 exons. Gene Ontology annotation, biological process: retrograde transport, endosome to Golgi. Lineage: Eukaryota; Metazoa; Arthropoda; Insecta; Hymenoptera; Halictidae. Gene Ontology annotation, cellular component: trans-Golgi network. The record is from RefSeq and is a predicted model, not a curated record.
UUUAACACAUCUCGAUAAGAGUGUGACGUUUACCAAAAUGGCACUACAAGAAGAUGAAAACACCUGGGUAUUGGAGCUGGAAGCAGCUUUAUAUGAUACAGAGGUACCAUCUGCAUCUGAUAUAUAUGCAAUUUGUAAGGGAAAGGCAAUUCCUGUGUAUCUAAGGCCAGAAGCAUGGGAGGCUUGCCUAGAUGUUACUGAUCGGGGUAAUCAAUUAAGUCACUUCAAUGAAGUCUUUGAUUUACUUGAACAAAAUAUUAUUCGUGAUGAUUGCCAACAAUUUGUUGCAAAGCUAGGAAAUAAUGAUGAGGUUAAAGUAUGCGUUCUAUCUGAUUUAGAGUCUAUUUUAACAUUUUAUUGCAAGAGCAAAGAGAAACAAUAUAAGAGAGGGAACGGAUGGAUAGAGUUAUUAGGUCCUUUAAUAGAUUUGAAACUGCUUCGUAGAGUAACUUACAAUUUAUUUGAGGCAAUAAUAGAUAUUUAUAUUCCUAGAGGUGAAGCCUAUAGUUCUGUAUUAAGAUUGUUGUUACUUUACCAUGAACCAGAGUUAUGUUCUUUUCUGGACACAAAAAGAAUAUCUCCGGAUCAGUAUGCAAGAGGAUGGGUGACUACCCUUUUCUCUGGUGUGUGUUCACUACCAGCUGUUUGUACAAUGUGGGAUUUGUACUUUAUGCAAGCUGAUCCGUUUUUCAUGUUAUUUCUUUCGCUUAUUAUGGUGAUAAAUGCUAGGGAGCAAAUAUUAAGUAUGAAAGACAAUGAUAAGCAGAGCAUAAUAGAUGCAAUAGCUGCUAUGCCUUGUGCUCUGGAAGCAGAGGAUGUAACAGACUUUUGCUCUCUGGCACAAUAUUAUGCGAUGAAAACACCGUCCUCUUUUAAACAGGAUCUGUAUCCGAUUAUGUUCGGAGAAGGUUACGAUGAAAAAUAUAUAUCACAUGCGCUAUGCUUGCCUGUAUCGGCCCAAGAAUUAGUUGAAAAUUCUAUCGAAAGUCCGUCCACACCUAACACCACUGUUGAAUCAGUUAGAUUUUUUUUAGUAGACUGUAGACCUGCCGAGCAGUACAAUGCAGGACAUCUGCCAACUGCGUUUCACUUAGAUUGUAAUUUGAUGCUCCAAGAACCAGCUGCGUUCGCCACAGCGGUGCAAGGAUUGUUGCAGGCACAACGACAAGCACUAGCUGUAGGAUCGCAAGCUGGCGGUGAACAUCUUUGCUUCUUGGGAAGCGGUAGGCAAGAAGAAGAUCGUUAUACACACAUGGUAGUCGCAUCUUUUUUACAGAAGCAUACACAGUAUGUCAGUAUGGUUACAUCAGGAUAUCAAGCUAUACACGAAUACUUUGGCGAUGAAGUCGUUUCUAGUCUCGUUGAUCAUAAUUCACAACAUUGUUUAGUAUGUAACGCGAAUAUAUCCGAAACAAAUUCUAAUGAAUCGAGUCCUGCCAGAGUCAAGAAUAAUAAUUCUGAUUUGCUUGGAAAGAUAAAGAAAGUGAAGGAAAAGUUGUUCGACUAUAUCGUUAAUCCAUCAGCAAGUGUUCAUAAUAACGUGGAAAAUAGAAAUGGCAAGGAUCCAGAGUAUACUAAACGGCAAAAGAAAACUGCUCCUGUGUUUAGCAUAGACGAUGAUCAAGAAUUAGAUAUGACAAUGACAAACCAUGAAAGCGAAGAACCCAUUGAAGUAGUGUCGAUUCAACAAUGGAUGAAGGAUCCAAAAUUACUACAUUCCUUUAAAUGCCAAGAAGUGAAAGUGAAUAGAGAUCUCUGUGAUAGUAUACUUUUGGUUACUGACACUCAUCUUAUUGUACUCCGGGAAAUACCAGAACGAAAAGGCGCAGCACACGUAAUUGUCAAGCGUCCGUUGACGAGUAUUGUUAAAAUAACGUCUAGAAAACGACAUUCGGAUCUGAUCACAUUUAAAUACGGUACAACACAGUACAAUGAUACGGUCAUCUCAGACAUGGAUAAAUUUUUAAUUCCUAACGCGACUGAGGCUACCAAAUUGAUAACACAACAAAUUCUGAAACAAUUGAAACAAACCAAUUAACAUCUUAAGUGUUUUAUUAAUAUCGAGCCCGCUGAUUGGACUACAAUAUGUACAGACAAGAUUCAAUUUAUUUUAAAGGAGUUUUCACGGACAAAUAUGAGAAUGGACAUUUUUUUAUUCGUUUAACCGAAUACAAUGUUCUUUAUUAAAUGGUACUACGAUCGCAACAUUGUAAUAUUAGUGUAAUUAAAGAUGAAAGUCUCUGUAGUGGAAGAUUUUAACACAAGCGUGUCAUAUAUAGAACUGAUUAACACGAUGUCAUCAAAUGAUUAUACGACCAAACAUGAUUUACAACUGGAUUGUGAGGUUUUGGUGAUUUUACUAAGUCAUUUCUUUCAUGGACAUGCACAUGCACUUUUUAAAGUUUUUAAAAACGUACAAUUUCCACGGAAAAAGCAUUUUUCGCAUUUCUUUAUUAUAGUAAAGCUCACGAUGAGCGUUAAUAAUUUUGAGCUUAAUUAUUAUUUCA